Meloidogyne enterolobii is the source of this 240-nucleotide messenger RNA. NCBI's taxonomy places the organism in Eukaryota, Metazoa, Nematoda, Chromadorea, Rhabditida, Meloidogynidae. The record is from the annotation of a GenBank genome assembly.
UCAAAAAUGGUGCCUGCUAUUCUCUUAGAUUAUAUUCUAUUACCAAAUUUUAAAUUGAAUGAGAGAGCGGAAAAAGUUGAAAAUACCCAAGAAGAUGGUUUAAAAUUUACAAAAUACCAAAUUUCCAAUAUUUAUAAUCCAAAAGCGAGAUUCUCAUUUUGUCAUGAGGAACAUGGAUUGAAAAUGGGAGAUGAAUCGAUUUUUUUAGUUAAAAUCAAGAAAAUGAAAGAGGAGAAUUAA